CGGAGCGCUAAUUUGUUUAUAAACAAAAUAGCACACUUUCUGUGGACUUUGCACAGCUAUAUUACUAAUAUAGGAAAUCUUGAAGAUUUUAUUUCAGCAUGUCCAGCAAUAAAAUAGCUGGUAAUUAAUUUUCCUUGUUUUUUACUAAUUUUCCCAGAUUAUUACCUCACAUCUUUCAUUGAGUUGAUGAUUCAUGUUGUGGACAUUCUCAAUUAUUAUAUUUCUAAUUUAAUACUAUUCUAUCUAAUUCCUCAAAACAAGCAAAUUUCAAUUAAACCCAGCUAUAUUAUAAUACCUUUUGAUUUAGUUUUCCUUGCAAGAAAUAAACAAAACACAUCUAAACUAAACCUAACCUCGCUUUUGGCCAUUCAUUCAUCUCCGUGUCAAAUAAUUUCGACAGUCGCCAUCGCCAUAUUGAAAGCGACUUGUUUAGUGUCGAAAUUUGAUUUAGAAUCAGGGCCCAGAUCCGAUCAGACCGGUUUUCCGGCGAGGGUGCCUACAUUGGUUCAGUAAUCUUCCGACCACCGACCACCGACAAUAAGUUCCGAUGAAGAUGUGUUGAGAUGAUGACAUUGAAUAUAUUUAAACAUGUUAGCUUGCAACCCCCAACUUGCAACAAACUUGCAACCAGUUUGCAACCAACUUGCAACCAGUUUGCAACCAGUUUGCAAACAGUUUGCAACCAGUUUGCAACCAGUUUGCAACCAGUUUGCAACCAGUUUGCAACCAACUUGCAACCAAUUUGCAACCAACUUGCAACCAUCUUGCAACCAACUUGCAACCAAUUUGCAACCAACUUGCAACCAACUUGCAACUAAAAUUGCAACUCAACUUGCAACCAAUCGGAAUGAAACCAAACACUUCUCGAUGAGAAUAGGAGAAGCUACUCCCGACGUCGGCCGAUAUCGGAUCUGAUCUGAUCUGAUCGGAUCGGAGAAAAACGGAUCCAAUGUAGGCACUCUUAUUUAAUACUAUGGGUUUAUUUUUUAUUUCGACGUCGGCCGACGUCGGAUCUGAUCUGAUCUGAUCGGAUCGGAGAAAACGGAUCCAAUGUAGGCACCCCCAUUUAAUACUAUGGGUUUAUUUUCUAUUCCGACGUCGGCCGACGUCGGAUCUGAUCUGAUCGGAGAAAAUCGGAUCAAAUGUAGGUGCGGCCUAACUAGGUGCAUUUUUCCGUUGGAACUUUACCAGCUGCAGACGGGGGAUGUGAAUUGCAUAGUGUAGAAUUCCUUCCCUCUCGUCUUCACUGCAGCAUCCAUUUGACUUGCAAAUUGGUCUUGGAGGUGUCACCAGGAAAGUGUACCAAUAAGUUUUCAAUUUAAAAAUCUUUUAGUAAUAUUUUUAAUAUUUUCAAUAUUAAUAAUUUACUAUUAGGAUUGAAAACUACUUUUGAUCUUUGUGAUCUUUUGUAUUUGUUUAAAAAUAGGUAUUUAUGAAACAGUUCGUGAAGUAUGCUUUUUGCGAACGCACGCGAUAUUUAGAGCACGAGCGACAGCGGAGCGAGUGCUAUACAUAGCGUAAGUUCGCAAAAAGUACUUCAUGCACAGUUUCAUACAAUAUUUUAUCUACUCUACCAUAAACAAAUAAAAAAAACUGUAACUCUUCGUCACUGGAAUUCAUUUCUAUUCUACAAUUUUUAGAACUUUGACAUUUAAAAAUUCUAACUUCUUUCAAACCACAAAACUGUAAAAACUUUUGUCGUAAUUUAUUGCUCAUUAUGUCAUCACCAUGACAACGCCAAAGUUAAGGAUAUUUGAUUAUAUGAAAGUGUGUUAAAAACAGUGCGAAAAAGUAAGUCCCAUUUAAAAUACAUUGUUACUUCACGCUCACUUUAAACACUUCACGCACUGCUAUCUAUAAUGACUUACACGUAACAUAACAUAGAGUAGAUAAAAUUGUUUAAACAAUUUCUGCCCAAAAAUUCCGCCCGGUGCUCUUCAGAUUUGUUUAAAGGGGACAUUUUUGAAUAGGAAUUGACAAAGAAACCGAAUCAAAAAUUUUUUCAGGCGGGAGCGGUCUCACUACAUUGACCAAAGAAAUCAAACUUGUUUGGUUUCGCCGCUUUGCUCUUUGCUAGCACUCUGUGCACCUCCGUUUGCCAGUAUGAGUUUGAUUUCUCCGCUUUGCUCUUUGCUCUUUGCUCUUUGCUCGUCCACUCUGAACGUACGCUUAGAGAGUCUGUAUAGCAAGUUCGAUACGAACAAAGAUAGGCAACUAGACUUCCUGGAGUUCUUGGAAAUGUUUACAAACAGGACUUUUAAAGAAACGUUUUACAAUGUUGCAGAUAAAAUAUUAAACUUCGUCGUCCUUCCUCCGAAGAACAGAAAUACACCACAGCUACAGCGGACCAUCACUGUCACUGGAGCCUAUGAACGACAGUUUAAAUGUAGAGCGAAUAUUCUUGGAAUGGCUAUAUUAUCCAUCAUCCAAAUAAUCUGCUUCUAUGCAAAUUCGACUUCUAGAAGGGCAAAUGUCUUAUCUAAUUCGUUACAAUUCCAUCCUUGCAAGAAGAGGCAAGUGUACAGAUACUUCACUUAUAUGCUGUUGCAUACUGAUAACACGCAUCUGUACGGUAACAUAGUCAUACAAAUUCUCAUUGGAAUACCCUUAGAGAUGGUUCAUAGUUGGAGGGUUGUCGUGAUAUACAUAGCAGGGGCUUUUGGAGGCUGCUUAACUCAUUCUGUUCUUGAUAGGAAAACAUAUUUGGUAGGAGGAAGUGGUGGAACGUUCUCAUUCUUUACUGCUCACAUUGCUGCAGUUAUUUUGAAUUGGAGGGAAUGGACGCAUCCAAUAGUCCACGUGCUCCUGUUCGGCAUAGUUGUCAUCAUUGAUGUAUUCUAUAAGGUAUUUAGUCACACUGAAGCUGGAGAUGUAACCAGCUACUUGGCCCAUGCCGGUGGUGCUGUGGUGGGCUUGUUAUUUGGAGUCAACAUUUUGCGGAAUAUUAGAAAAACUAAACUAGAAAAGCAUUUGUGGUAUAUCUGCCUGGUAACUUUAGGUGCACUGACAAUAACUUUCAUUGUUUUCGAUUUUAACCUGCCCUUGAAAGUUAACUGCUGCAAUGUGAACAUCACGAUGAAGGCUGAGAAUUUAGAGGCUGUUAAUCGUACAAUUUUUAAUAGUUGACACACUUAAAUCUUUUGGUUAAUUAUAUCAACAGGAAGUUUAUUCUGCAAUAACACAGCUAAAGGAUGGCAAAGCAGCAGGUCCCGAUAAUAUACAAGCAGAACUACUCACACUAAUGGACAACGAAUCAAUAGCAAUAAUCGCAAAGAUAUUCAACAAUAUAUACAACUCAGGAGAAAUACCAACAGAAUGGCUGAAGUCUGAGUUUAUUGCACUUCCAAAAAAAACAGGAGCCAAAAAAUAAACCAAACGAUAAAACGACAAACGAUAAACCAAACAAAAAAUAAACCAAACGAUGCCUGAUGAGGCAUCUCCUUAUUAGUCCAGGAUAAUAAGGUUUUUUCCAUGACACUCGAGCAGCCAGGGCACUGAAGCGUUUUUUCGACAGGUAAUACCUAUAAGAGCAAAUUGUAACUAUUUCCUGCGUAGGAUCUGGCGGCCAUUUUUAUUUAUAAACAAUUAAGUGCCAAAAAAUGGCAUUUUUCCCUUAUUUUUUCAAAUCAAUGGAAAACAGUGAAACUUAUGGUUUUUUUAGUA
Diabrotica virgifera virgifera (western corn rootworm) is the source of this 3663-nucleotide messenger RNA. RefSeq names its product rhomboid-related protein 1-like. Gene Ontology annotation, cellular component: membrane. NCBI's taxonomy places the organism in Eukaryota, Metazoa, Arthropoda, Insecta, Coleoptera, Chrysomelidae. The record is from RefSeq and is a predicted model, not a curated record. The coding region runs from base 2104 to 3126 and encodes 340 amino acids. Gene Ontology annotation, molecular function: calcium ion binding; serine-type endopeptidase activity. The transcript has 5 exons.